AUGACCUCCUCCAAAGAAUGGGCCAAAAUGCUCCGCGGUGAGCUGUACAUGCCUUGGGACGAAGACCUCCAGGCCAACCGAACACGCUGCAAGCAGGCAUGUGAUGAGUUCAAUACAGCAGGGAACGUCUCCCGACGACGAAAGGUUGAAUUAUGGAGAAACAUCAUCGGAGAUACUCGUCCCCUCCCACCAGUAAACCCAGAUCCCAAAGAAGAUGAAGAACUCUUUGAUGAAACGGAUCCUGUCGUGGAUGGCCCCAUCUCCGUGGACCAUGGCCUCAAUUUCAAAGUGGGAGCUGGGACAUUCCUCAAUUUUAAUCUGCUAGUUCUGGAUACUUGUCUUAUCACCAUCGGUGAACGAGUCCUCUUCGGGCCGAAUGUUUCGCUCUACGGCGCUAUUCAUCCGCUUGACCCUGCUAUUCGACAAGGAAUGAAGGGUCCUGAGGCCGGGAAGGAGAUUCAUAUUGAGGAUGAUGUGUGGAUUGGGGGAAGUGUGAUGGUUCUUGCAGGCGUGAGAAUUGGGAAGGGAUGUACGAUCGGGGCGGGUUCUGUGGUUACAAGGGACGUUCCUCCUUUCCAUUUUGCAGCAGGGAACCCGGCUCGAGUUAUUAAGCGUAUUGAGAGUAAGAUGGAUCCCGAACAGUGUUAG
Messenger RNA from Penicillium pulvis, 648 nucleotides. Its product is annotated as sugar O-acetyltransferase. The record is from RefSeq and is a predicted model, not a curated record. The coding region runs from base 1 to 648 and encodes 215 amino acids. The transcript has 3 exons. NCBI's taxonomy places the organism in Eukaryota, Fungi, Ascomycota, Eurotiomycetes, Eurotiales, Aspergillaceae. Gene Ontology annotation, molecular function: acetyltransferase activity.